CGCUCAUCCUCGCAUCAUCGCGGCCCACGGAAGAGGCCGCAUUUCUACCAGAAAGAUCGCCUUCGUCCAUAGCGUUGGCCGCCAGCGUUCCCCGAUUUCGAACCAUGCAUCACGGAAGAAACGCCUGUUACUUAUUGCUCCUCGUCGCUGUUCUGGCUGCUGGAUGGAUCACCGACGAAUUUGAUGACAGGUGCCACGAAAGUACGAGGAGUGAAAACGAGGAGGACAACGCAUGGCUUCGGUGUCGUGGCGCCUACGUUUUGCACAACCGUUUCCUGACUCGCAGGGAUCUCGCCAUGAAAUCUGGCAAAGACGGCUCCGAAGAGGACCGGGCAUUUCAACGGUUUCCUCCUCUAUCCAGGCCGUUCGGCGAUGGAGGACGGAGGCCCAUGGAGAAAAGAAAGCUGUUCAUGUAAAUAAAUGUGAAUAACUGGUCUACCUAAUUGAACAAUAAAGACAGUACUUUCACAGCACGGACAA
This is a messenger RNA of Dermacentor andersoni, 480 nucleotides long. The record is from RefSeq and is a predicted model, not a curated record. Lineage: Eukaryota; Metazoa; Arthropoda; Arachnida; Ixodida; Ixodidae.